GAGGCGCCAUCUUCUUUUCUUUAUUCACUGUUCCUUUGGAACAUUAUAUUCACCUAUUCCCUGUGUGUGUGUGUGUGUGUGUGUGUGUGUGUGUGGCAGAGCCCGUGGGGUUCGGUGGCCCCGGCAGCUCCGGCCUGUUCUCUGGCUGAUGUGAUGAGCGAGCAGCUGGCCAAACAGCUGGAUGAGGAGGACGCCACCUUCCCUGCGCUCACUGAACCGGGAGCAGAUCUGCUGUCGUCGGGUGAUGCUCCUGAAACCACCAGUGACCUGAUGCUCGCCAAGAUGCUGCAGAUGCAGUUCGACCGUGAGUUUGAUGAUCAGCUGCGCCGCGAGGAGAAGAAGUUCAAUGGAGACAGUAAAGUGUCCAUCUCCUUUGAGAACUACCGCAUGGUUCAUCCAUAUGAGGACAGCGGCAGCUCAGAGGACGAGGUGGACUGGCAGGACACGAGACACGACCCCUACAGAGCAGAUAAGCCUCAGACGACACCGCGUAGAGGAUUCGUUGGAAAAGGCAAAAACAUCACGACCAAACAUGACGAGGUGACCUGUGGUCGUAAGAACACUGCGCGCAUGGACAACUUUGCUCCUGAGGUCCAUGUCGGCGACGGCCUGGGGAUGGACCUGAAGUUGCCCAAUCAGGUGUUUAACGCUCUGAAGCAGCACUGCUACAGCGAGCAGAAGCGCAGCGCCAGGCUGCACGAGAAGAAGGAGCACUCCACCGCCGAACAAGCCGUGGACCCUCGCACUCGUCUGCUCAUGUAUAAGAUGGUGAACACUGGCGUGCUGGAAAACAUCAACGGCUGCAUCAGCACGGGUAAAGAGUCCGUCGUCUUCCACGCCGACGGAGGGAGCCUGGAGGAGGAGCCGGUGCCGGACGAGGUGGUGCUGAAGGUGUUUAAAACGACGCUCAAUGAAUUCAAGAACAGAGACCGCUACAUCAAAGACGACUAUCGCUUCAUAGAUCGAUUCAGCAAACUGAACCCUCGCAAAAUCAUCAGGAUGUGGGCCGAGAAGGAGAUGCACAACCUGGUCAGGAUGAAGAAGGCGGAGAUUCCCUGUCCGGAGGUGGUGCUGCUGAAGAAACACAUCCUGGUGAUGUCGUUCAUCGGUAAAGACCACGUUCCUGCUCCCAAACUCAAAGACGCCAUGUUGGGUUCAGAGGAUAUGAAGAACGCCUACUACCAGGUUCUACACAUGAUGCAGCAGUUGUUUCAGGAGUGUAAUCUGGUUCAUGCUGAUCUCAGUGAAUACAACAUGCUGUGGCACGAGGGGAAGGUGUGGUUGAUCGACGUCAGUCAGUCCGUGGAGCCCACUCACCCUCACGGUCUGGAGUUCCUCUUCAGAGACUGCAGGAACGUCUCCACGUUCUUCCAGAAGAGAGGAGUGAGUGAGGCGAUGAGUGUUUACGAGCUUUUCAACAUCGUCACUGGACUGAACAUCCCGGUCGGUGCUGAAGACGACGCUGAAUUCAUCGCAGAGAUUGUGGCGUUGGAGAAGAGGAACGAGGAUCACGUGCAGAGACGAGGGAAGAAAACCUUCCCCAUCGACUCUGAAGACGUCAGCCCGCCUUCAAGCCCCGGGGCAGCUGACUAACGCUCGCCCGGCUCGCUCUGUCUUCAUGAUGUUGCCAUGUUGAAAACGCUGGAAGAAGACAAACGGAGGACGCUUGUGCCACACCCCCUCCACCAACCAACUGCUUCCUGUAAACAUGCAGGGUGGAGCGCCUCCUCCUGGCUGCAGGAGGACUGAUUGGACCCAGGUGGAUGUUGAAGUCGGAGCGUCCGGGCGGCUGUGAGCCUCCUGCAGAGUUUGCUCAUAUUUGCUCAAACUGACUUCAGUCAGAAUCGUUUAUUAUUAAAAGCUUCGUUCAAAAACUGAGAUUUAUUUGAAGUUCUCGUGGAGAAGUUCUCAGGAUGGAGCAACCCUCGAAAUUAUUGAUAUUAUUCUUUGGGUUGAUGAUACAAGAAUGACAUGUCGGGUUUGAAUAUUUGACGUAGGCUCAGUGAGUUUUAAGAGCGAGCAGCGAGAAGAAUGAGAUCAAACAGGAUUGAAGGAGUGAAAUUGAUGAACAGUUUUAUAAAGUGAAUUAAUCCUCAAAGAGAAAAUCGAAACACUAAAUGGAAAAUGUGGUUAAAUAUAAAGUUCUGAUGCUGCUUUUAAAAACAAAGUCUUUAUUCUUGAUCCAUCAUUUUUUCUGUUUCUCUCCUCAUCCUCGUCUCAUAAAGUCCGUCAGGCUGCGUGUUGUUACCAUGACGACAAACACUGGUGAGCUCAUUGGCAACAGGUCGAAGAACAACAUUCGUUCGACACAACACGAGGAUAAAUAAAAAUAAUUCAGACAAAAUACAGUUUGUUGAAAAAUCAAGUAUUAUUCAAAUCAAGGAUCAUUUUAUCAUAGAAGUUAAAUCUGAUUAUUAAUGAGACGUCUGAUUUCAGUUCUGAGCUUCAGUUCCACCUUUGAUUUUAAAUGUCUUUAUUAAAACCUUAAGAAAACUAUAAACUGACCUGAAAUAAUUCAGCAGCAACAUCUCGGGAAUGUGGGAGAUUAUUUUAGACGACGGAAACAUUUUGGUGACACGUGAAACUAAAGAGUCAAACACGAGUGAAGCAGUUCUGAGCUUCGAGUCAUUUUAAUGUAAACGACGAAGGUUUAAAUUUGAUCACAGACGAACGUGUGUUUGACUUUAAUAGAUAAAAAUGUUAUUUGAUGAUGUCACAUGCUGUUGGUUUGAUGAUGUCAUGAAUUAUUCACAAUAAAAAGAGACGAAGAAGA
Messenger RNA from Paralichthys olivaceus (Japanese flounder), 2773 nucleotides. NCBI's taxonomy places the organism in Eukaryota, Metazoa, Chordata, Actinopteri, Pleuronectiformes, Paralichthyidae. The record is from RefSeq and is a predicted model, not a curated record.